Molecule: messenger RNA, 948 nt
Organism: Linum trigynum
Lineage: Eukaryota; Viridiplantae; Streptophyta; Magnoliopsida; Malpighiales; Linaceae
Source: the annotation of a GenBank genome assembly
GAAAAAUGUCAAACAAAGCCCAAACACAAACCCAAACAAAAUAGGCCCAAAACACAAAACAAACCCAAAUCAAAUUCAAGUCAUAUUCGAACAAGGAAGAAGAGAAUGACUCUGCAAGACAAGACAUCGGCUUUAGCGUCGUCGUAGCCGCGGCGGUAGAGAACCUCAGGGGCAGUGAAAACGGGGGUUCCACAAGCGGUGUGGAGGAUUCCGUUGGCGGCGUCAACGGCGGCGUCAUCUAGGGCGGAGAGACCGAAGUCAAAAACCUUCAAAUUAUUGUCCUGGUCGAGGAGGAGGUUCUGCGACUUGACGUCUGUGACCCACGAUUCGGCGCCGGCUGCCGGAUCCCAAUCUCAUGAGAGCGUUCACCUUCACCAACACCUCACUGCUCCUCUCAAUUCCAAACUCGCUCCUCGCUCUCCUAGCUUCCAAUCGCACCCUGACAGUCCACUGUCUGCACGUCCACGUCCUCCCUUUCUAUCCGCGCUCCAAGAUCGUCGUGAUCUCCGUCGGAGAGGACACCUUCGCCGCCUCCGAGCUCCCGUUCCUGCUGUCUGCCAUCCGCAACGUCCACCUCAUUCUCAGGGACAUCGGAAUCAGGUCGAUCUCCGUCUCCACGACCUUCUCAUUCUUUAACAUUGUCACGACGACAUUUCCUCCAUCGGCGACGACUUUCAAGGAGCCGAUCGGCGAGGUGGUGAUCCAGCCGUUGCUCUAGUUCAUGGAAGACACCAACUCCUCCUUCUUGGUGAAUCUUUGUCCGUACGGCUCCCACUAAAUUUUUUUUAGUGGGUUUCCAUUUUGUUUAGUAAAUCAGCAGCGAACGGAAGGAAUGCCACUGUCGGGCCGGAGGUUGUGUUCUAGUGGUGGUGAGGCUGGGUCGGGUAGGGUAUGGGGGUGUAUAGAAAAGAAAAUAGGGGUUUUUUAUAAUAAAUUUAAUAAUGAGGC